CGCGGACAGCAAGCUUGACAAAUACCUAGCCGGACGUGGCAGAAGCGUGGGUAGGGGAAACCGCUCUCUGCGUUGUUUUCUAUUAUUGCAAUCGACACUUGAUCCCCUCCCAACACUAGUAAAAUCGCCGUCCAAACUUCACAAAACUUCGUCUAAGAUGUUGGGACCAAUUCUGCACACCAUCGCGUCGGACCUAGCCGUGUUUCAGGGCGUAGAAAGGGUUCAGAAAUUGGAUUAAAUCGAGGAUUUUAUCGGGAGAAUUGACAACCCCCAGCCACUGCUUUUGUCUGGCUAUGCGGUCUCACUACACAGACUCUACGGAGGGAGCGACACUCAUCCCCGUGUGUGUGGGUGAUUGCGCUGGGGCUCGUCGUCCCGCGUCAGUGCACACGUCGCACACGAACUGACGUCCAAUCCAUACAACGUACGGAUUCGAUCGAUGUCCUGGCACCGAAAAAACAACUGAUUUCGUAGACUGGUUGGAAUAUGGCAACCCAUCCCACAUGUACCAACCCCCCACCAAUCAAUCCCAGCAACCCCAGUGAGUACCAGCUCUACCAGGUCCUGGAGCGGGCCAACCUCCUGGGUUACUUCAGUAACUUCAUCCAGCAGGGCGGUGACGACGUCACCCAGCUGUGCGAAGCAUCCAAUGAGGAGUUCAUGGAGAUCCUGGCCCUGGUUGGCAUGUCCAGCAAGCCCCUGCACAUCCGCCGGUUGCAGAGAGCACUGCAGGAGUGGGCCAAGGAGAACAACGUGCCUUGCCUCCAGACACAGCCCAGCACUGCUCCUCAGCAGCCGCCACUGAACAGCAUGCCUUAUGCUUCGGGGCUGGCAGGCAUGCAGCCCCAGGGCCCAACGGCAAGGUCUGUGGUUACGCAGUGGGGACCUGCUCAUCCGUCCCCCUCUAAUCAGUGGAACACUGGCCAGCCGUUGGCCAGUGAGCACUCGAGCCCUAGUGAUUCUCCCCGACAGACUCCGCCUUACGCUGCUCAGCCGGGCAUGUCAUCACAGCCUUCCAGCCAGGCCCCACAGCAGGCUCUCGGAGGCAAUGGUAAGGUAGGAGCCUCAGGCAUGGACGAGUGCAUGGACCCUCAGAUGCUGAGACGAGUGGCCCAGCGCAUCAUGGCUUCCCACACGCCCUCACCAAUUACCCAGACAAGCCAGAACAGGAAGCUCUUGAGCAGUGUCCAACACAUCAUUGAGAUGCCCCCUGACCACCACCAGCGCCUUGAAGAGAUCCAGAAGUGGGCCCCUAUUUAUGGACGCUUUGAUUCCAAACGCAAAGACGAUAAACCUCUCACAGCCCAUGAGAUCUCUGUGAACGAGGCUGCCAUUCAGCUCUGCUGCAUAGAUCCGUAUCUCCUCGUGCAGAGAGACAAACUCUUCCCCCUAGCCAGACAAGUUGUACGAGAAAGCGGGUACCAGUUUAAGCAUGGACACUCCAGGUCACUCAAGGUCAGCCACAGCAAAAAUGAGGAGGGGGGAGGAAGCAAAGCCAAAAGAGUAAAAGUUGAGUCUGGGACGGGCGCAUACCGAGAUACAGAGGUGACCACGCCAAACCCACGAACUGUUCAAGCAGAGAUUCUGAAGCUGAGAAGAGAGGAGCGCAUGAAUGAGAUUCUGAUGCACUUGAACAGCAUAGCACAGAAGCAGAGCGACAUCAAGGCCAGUAUAGCUGCGGCCCGCUCGGAAGACAACAUCCAGCAGGUGUACGACCUGAAGGUGCAGCUGGAGAAGCUUACCACCCAGCAGCUGCUGCUGAUGACAGAGCAGACCGACUUGAUCAAGAGGCAGCGACGAUCUGACAGAUACUACGUUGCCAAAGCUCGGGCCGAGGAGGAGAACGGUGAUCUUGCCACACCAGAUGACCAGUUGACCGAUCCUGAUCGGGAGGAAGAUAGCAGAGAGCCUUUGCAGGCACUUGCCUCAACGUACUCGGGGUUGCCAGCUGUAGAGGGUGCCCGAGCCCCACUGGACAAACCGGCACCAAAGAAUUCAGGCAACUCUAACUCCAGCCUUGCUCAGACUCUACUCAUUCAGCACACCUUGAUGGACGAGGGACUGCGGGUGGCACAGAACUAUGCUCUUGACGGGCACGAGGGCCCGUCUGCAACACUGUCCGGUGAAAAUGGUCAUGCAAGGGUAAAGGCAGAGAGUUCAGAACUGGACAGCUGCGAGGAGGAGGAGGCAGUCAGCCGGGCAGCUGAGUCCACCAUCACGGCCCUGCUGAGCCUGUCCAACAACAGAAAGCAACAACUUGACGAUCAGAAGUUGAAUAGUUGAAAGCUGUGCCCAGUGUCAUAAAACUACCGAGUGGGAAUCAUAGCUUAGCACAUUUUUGUGCUAAGCAAAAUUCAGCAGGGAACCGGCCUUAGGUUGUGUACCUGGAACGGCAUUUUGGCUGGUAACCCAAUUUUGUUGAGUUGAUAGUUUCUACGCUUAGCAGUUUUUGAAAUUUGCCCCAUUGAACCCGUUGACCCUGAAUAGUUCUCCAACAGUGCUUUCCAUGGGAAAUGAAAAAUAUGCGUGUAUCCUUGGAAAUGUUCCUUUGCUGGGUAGCAGGUGGCAGUCUGACAGCAGCUGUGGUGAACUGGGCACUAGACAUAAGGCAUGUCUUCCGUGGAGCUAUGUUUGGUUUUACUGUUUACUGACAAAAUAACGAGUGCUAUCUUUCUUCAGUGGGGCUAUGUUUUGUUUUGCUGUUCACCAGCAAAAAUAAUGAGUGCUAUCUUUUGCCAAAACUGUUGAUGCACAAGUUCACAGCAUAAGGUUUUAUGUGAUUUUGAUUACAUAUAAUGUUCUCCUUAUCCUGAUAUCUUUUGCCUUUACUUGUAAGCGUUAUAUUACAUUGAUCUGCCAUCCUUACAGUGGCAUGUUACUGGUGUUCAAGUUACCUCUGAAUUUAUCCUUUUAUACAUGUAGUUGCAAAAUAAAAGAGAUGUUUAUAUUAUAUGAAA
Acanthaster planci (crown-of-thorns starfish) is the source of this 2957-nucleotide messenger RNA. RefSeq names its product NGFI-A-binding protein 1-like. The record is from RefSeq and is a predicted model, not a curated record. Gene Ontology annotation, cellular component: nucleus. NCBI's taxonomy places the organism in Eukaryota, Metazoa, Echinodermata, Asteroidea, Valvatida, Acanthasteridae. Gene Ontology annotation, biological process: negative regulation of DNA-templated transcription. Gene Ontology annotation, molecular function: transcription factor binding; transcription coregulator activity.